Penicillium pulvis is the source of this 3798-nucleotide messenger RNA. Its product is annotated as inositol polyphosphate kinase VIP1. Bases 1 to 3798 code for a protein of 1265 amino acids. The transcript has 3 exons. Lineage: Eukaryota; Fungi; Ascomycota; Eurotiomycetes; Eurotiales; Aspergillaceae. Gene Ontology annotation, cellular component: cytosol. Gene Ontology annotation, biological process: inositol metabolic process; inositol phosphate biosynthetic process. Gene Ontology annotation, molecular function: 5-diphosphoinositol pentakisphosphate 1-kinase activity; diphosphoinositol pentakisphosphate kinase activity; inositol hexakisphosphate kinase activity. The record is from RefSeq and is a predicted model, not a curated record.
AUGGAAUCAGACAAUGGCCAGGGCAGCAGCCCACCUGCCGACCUGGGCUCAUCAAAAGGCGUUUUUGAACAGAUCCUAGGUUCAGGCUCACCGCAGCUCUCCGUGGAUCCGGAGCAGAAGGAGAUCCCCCCAACAGAGCCCUUGACAUCAACUCGACCCCAUGGCCAAAAUUCUCCGAUGAAGCCUAGUCGAGCGGAUCCGACCCCAGAUACUCGCUCGGUCCCGCGUUUUGGCCAUUCCAACCGCUCUUCCAGUCGCACCCCCCGACGAUUCAGCGGCAGUACGGCAGCAAGUUCUAUCAGUGAACUGGAGCCCAGUGGGUCUAAAUUGUGGAGGAUUGGUGUCUGUGCCCUAGAUGUGAAAGCCCGCAGCAAGCCAAGCCAGAAUAUCCUCACUCGACUUCAAGCCAAGGGCGAAUUUGAGGUGAUUGUUUUUGGAGACAAGGUGAUUCUGGACGAAGAUGUGGAGAAUUGGCCGGUGUGUGAUUUCCUGAUUGCUUUCUUCUCGGAUGGGUUCCCUCUGGAUAAAUCCAUCGCCUAUGCCAAACUCCGGAAGCCUAUCUGCGUCAAUGAUUUGCCGAUGCAAAAGGUGCUGUGGGACCGACGAUUAUGUCUGAAGAUUUUGGACCAAAUGGGAGUCCCCACACCCAAGAGAGUGGAGGUGAAUCGUGAUGGCGGCCCAGUUCUGGAAUCGCCGGAUCUCGCUCAGCACGUCUACCGACUGACGGGGGUCAAACUGGAGGGCCCUGAAGAUGGCACGGGAGGCGGUGCCCGGAGAACCCAGCAGGUAUCCAUGUCGGAGGAUGGCGAGUCGCUGAUUGUGGAUGGCAAAGUUUUUCGGAAGCCCUUCGUGGAGAAACCCGUCAACGGGGAAGACCACAAUAUUCAUAUCUAUUUCCCCAACGAUCAACAAUAUGGCGGCGGUGGACGGAAGCUUUUCCGAAAAGUCGGCAACAAGAGCUCGGAAUAUGAUCCCAACCUCUCCGUACCUCGUUCGGUCACGGAGACCGAGGCAAGCUACUUGUAUGAACAGUUCCUUCGGGUGGACAAUGCCGAAGAUGUAAAAGCGUAUACAGUGGGCCCUGACUUUUGUCAUGCCGAGACACGCAAGUCACCCGUUGUCGACGGCCUCGUCCGUCGAAACACCCACGGUAAAGAACUACGAUACAUCACCCAGCUGAGCAAAGAGGAAGCCGCGAUUGCCUCGAAGAUAUCGAACGGAUUUGGCCAGAGAAUCUGCGGUUUUGAUAUGCUUCGUGUGGGAGACAAGAGCUACGUGAUUGAUGUGAAUGGCUGGAGUUUUGUCAAGGACAACAAUGACUACUACGAUAAAUGUGCCCAUAUCUUGCGAGAUACUUUCUGGAACGAGAUGCGCAAGGUUGAGGGCUCAAUGGAGCUCUCCGAACCCCCUUCACCGGACUUAGGUCAAUCUAGAAGAAGUACGGCGGGCUCUCAUCGGCAAGCGUUGAAGACAUUGUUGAAGUCCCCAAGUACUUCUCGACUCUAUGGUAGUCAGCAUGUCCCCAGAGCUCCCGACGCGCCUUCAUCAGAUGUAUCGACUGGGGCUCCUUCUUUAGCAUCCUCGUCUGGGUUAGAAAGCGCCGAACCUAUCGUGAAUCCGAGUAAUCCGAACUCGAGAGAAUGCCAGCAAGACUCCCGUGGCUACAGCCCUUCUAAUACGAAGUCACCGGCUGUUUCCCUUCACCAAGCCAGCGAAGGAGUCCUACCGCCUCUUCCGGCUUCGAAACACUCCUGGAAACUCAAGGGAAUGGUAGCCGUCAUCCGGCACGCCGAUCGAACACCUAAGCAAAAGUUCAAAUUCACCUUUCAUAGUCAGCCUUUUGUGGAUCUUCUAAAGGGGCACCAAGAGGAGGUGGUGAUCAAGGGAGCUGCGGCCCUCUCCAGUGUCUCUGAUGCAGUCAAACUAGCCCUGGAACAAGAGCUCGAGGAUGUGGACAAAUUAAAUCUUCUUCGUGUAUCCUUGGAGAAGAAGGGCGGCUGGCCUGGGACCAAAGUACAAAUCAAGCCUAUGUUCCGGAAGCGCCGACCCGAGGAAAUGCGGGAGCAAGACCCAUCUCCAGCCUCUACAUCGCCACUAGGUCAAACGGCUCCCGAGGAACCUGCUUCGCCCAUACAUGGUGAAGCUGGGCAAGACAGCGAGGCCUUGCGCAGACCACAGACGCGGAGCGACUCCAUCUCUGGCCCUACGUUCUCUAGAUUUUCCGCCGUCGAGAAUGACUUGAUCUUGGAUAAACUCCAGUUGAUCAUCAAAUGGGGAGGGGAGCCUACACACGCAGCACGCUAUCAAUCGCAGGACCUGGGCUUGAACAUGCGCGACGAUCUCAAGCUGAUGAAUAAAGAGGCUCUCAAUAAUGUCCGCCUUUUCACCAGCUCCGAGCGCCGAGUAAGCACAAGUGCUCAAAUUUGGGCUUGCUCUUUUCUGGACCAAAAAGAAAUCCCAGUAGACCUUAUUCAAGUUCGAAAGGAUCUGCUUGAUGAUUCCAAUGCCGCCAAAGAUGUAAUGGAUAAAGUCAAAAAGAAGCUGAAGCUGCUCCUGAGGGAGGGGUCUGCGCCUUCACAAUUCGCAUGGCCUAAGGAUACCAACAUCCCCGAACCAUCCGUCGUUCUUUCUACGGUGGUGGAGUUGAUGAAGUUUCAUCGGAGCGUCAUGCGCCAUAAUUUUGAAAAGUUGGAACCCUCAUUACAGAACGCCGAGGAUCCCGAUCAGCCAGAUUCUCAACCUGACCAACCCCAUAUCGCCAAUGUCCAAGGGCGAUGGUGCGCGGGAGAAGACCCCCGGCUCUUCAAAGAGCGAUGGGAAAAGCUCUUUGCCGAGUUUUGUGAUACAGAAAAGGUAGACCCCAGCAAAUUGUCCGAACUUUACGAUAGCAUGAAGUUUGAUGCUCUACACAAUCGACAGUUUCUGGAAUGGGUCUUUAUGCCACCAGACAGCGACCGUGAUGACGAUGACAAGUGCAGUGUCAAAGGCAAGAGUCCGUCUAUCGUGGAAAGUAAGAACGGAGCAGAGGUUGGGAAUGAGAAAAUUGAAGAACGUGCCGAAAACCAGACACUGGCCCAGCGGUUUGGCUUGAAAAAGCGACUUCAGGCACUCGAGUCUCUACCGCACCUUCGGGCGCUGGACGACUCGUACGACCAUUACUUCAAGCUCUACCCUGGCUCGAACUCCAACAAGUGCAAGAUGGACGAGCGCCUUUCUAAGCUCCGGGAGCUAUACAAGCUUGCCAAAGUUCUUUUUGACUACGUCACACCACAGGAAUAUGGCAUCACGGACAGCGAGAAACUUGAGAUCGGUCUUCUUACAUCUCUACCGCUUCUUCAAGAAAUCGUUCGUGAUUUAGAAGAAGUGCAGGCCUCUCCUGAUGCGAAAUCGUUCUUUUACUUCACCAAGGAGUCCCACAUUUACACGCUUUUGAACUGCAUCCUCGAGGGUGGGAUCCAGACCAAGAUCGCUCGCAGCACCAUUCCCGAGCUCGACUAUCUCUCUCAGAUCUGCUUCGAACUCUACGAAGCCCGGGAUAGCGAGUCCGAUGUCAACUCCUAUUCCAUCCGCAUCUCCAUCAGCCCCGGGUGCCACGCUUUCGAUCCACUUGAUGUGCAACUCGACUCCCGGCACGCAAUCGGAUGUGCGCCACGACGCAGUUUGACGGCACAUCAGGAUUGGAAAGAGGUGAUUGAGACCCUCAAAGCGAAAUUCGAUACGGUCAAACUCCCCAAGUCCUUUAUUGCUGUGAACUUGAGUGAUAAACACCUGCCAUCACAAGAACAAGAGACUUACUAG